UUUCCUGUUUAUGUUUACAACGUGCGAGUCUGCUGAUGCGACAGUUGGUUCAGUAAUGGCGACCAUUGAAGGCCGUGAGGAACACAUAAGACUUGCUGGAAUCAUUAAAGGUCUUCAUGCUGACCUGAGGAAAAAGUUCAAGAAAUGCACAGAUGCUGACGACUUUGAACAGAUUUGGAAGGAACACUGCAGUGACACUGAUACUCUACGACAGUAUGCAGAUGCCAUGCACCAUUUGGCAACAGAUCACUGGACAAGACUUCCAGAGACCAGGAUCGACUGGUGUCGAAAAACAAUCCUCGAAUAUUUCCACGGGGGCGGCCUGAAAAAGGCAUUAGAAAAAGUUUCCCGCAGGAUUCAAGUUCACAGGGCAAAGAAGUUGCAGAGGGAAUAUUCGGACCGGAGAAAAAAAGACACAUCUAAAGAUGAACAGAGAGAUCAAAAUGUUGGCAAUGAUUCUGAGAAUGUGGAUUUGUGCAUUUCUGCUCCUAGCCUUCCGGAAGUGUAUGAUGAGGCAACGUGUGUAAUUGAUACAGAUACAUUACCAACAACAUCAGUAGACAUUGGAGUUCCAUUCAGAGGAAGAAUCCGUCUGCUGGAUGUAGGCAGCUGUUACAAUCCCUUCGCUGGCUUUGAGGAGUUUUUGUCCAUUGGCCUUGACAUCAGCCCUGCUAAUUCAAAGGUACACCGGUGUGACUUUCUGAACUUGGAACUGACAGAUCCGGAUCCUUCAGCCCUGUCCAAAGAUGACCCCUUUGGGGGCCUCCCAGACACGGUUUCACAGCUUCCUCGUCAGAGUUUCCAUGUUGUUGUUUUUUCCUUGUUACUAGAGUAUCUCCCUUCGGCCGGUCAGCGUUGGACAUGCUGUUGUAAUGCUCACCAGCUUCUAGCUGGCAAUGGCUUAUUGGUUGUUGUGACCCCAGAUUCUCACAAACAGCAUCGUAACGCCGCCAUGAUAAAAAGCUGGAGACAAGCAAUCGAGUCGUUAGGGUUUGUAAGGUGGCGCUACGUUAAGCUAGACCACUUACAUUGUUUGGCAUUCAGGAAAAUUCAUGUUGGGGAAGUGAGGGACAAAGAAUUGGGCCCCGCUUCCCCAGACAUGUUGUACAUACCUCAGGAUUUCCACGAGGAUGAAGAUGCAGAUGCUGAAGUCGUGAGCCGCUCAGACACCGACAUUGAAGACAUUUCUAAAACAUUUGAGGAACUUCCAGCUUGCUGGGAUAGUGAUGAGGAUGACUAAUUUAGUAUUAAAUGUUUUUGAUAAAUUA
Molecule: messenger RNA, 1268 nt
Organism: Pecten maximus
Lineage: Eukaryota; Metazoa; Mollusca; Bivalvia; Pectinida; Pectinidae
Product: S-adenosylmethionine sensor upstream of mTORC1-like
Exons: 5
Coding region: 11-1240 (409 amino acids)
Biological process (GO): negative regulation of TORC1 signaling
Source: RefSeq, a predicted model, not a curated record